AUGGCAACGGCAUAUUCGACUACUUCUGCAAGUUCAUAUAUGCAAGCAAUGCAUACUAUGAUGGAGGCAGCAAGUAAUUUUAAUAUAGACAGAUCAAAAAUACAAUUUCCUGAGGAUGAUGAUAUAUGUAAGAAAUCUAAAGUUGAAGUCAGAAAUGCUUCAGAACUGAUUACUUUGGCUCAAGAUAGAAAUGAAUGGGAUGAUAUUUUUGAUGAGUUUGAUGAUAUUAGUUACGAUAAAUUUCAAGAAAUGAUUUCAUCAAGUAGGAAUAACAUUGGGAAUACAAUAUUUAAAAAACUAAAUCAAUUGAUCAAAAGCUGUUCUAGUUAUUUAGAUCAGGAUGCAUUAUUGAAAUCAGUACUAGAACUGACAUACCAAAAUGAGAAAGGAAAAUUGGCACAAGCAUUAUUAGAUUUAGUGGGUGUCGAAAAUGUGAAGUUGAUUUCAUUUUUACUGGAAAAUAGAACUGAAAUUGUAUCUCAUAAUAUUGAUGAAGUAAUUGACUUGACCAUUGACGCUAGGUUUUAUAAUAAUUUCAUGACAGACCAAGAAAUGAGAGAGCAAGUGUCUGAGAAUAUAUAUAAUGCACAAAAUCCUGAAUUAUCUCCUUCACAAAAAGUUAUUAAAUACCCCCAUGUAUAUAAAAAUGAUAAUAACAACAAUGCAUCUUUAUCGUUUUCAGGACACAAGUUUUCCUUACCCUUGGGAACUACCAGGGUAUCCAACGAAACUCAUGAGGAAGUAAUUAUUCCCGCAUCUGAUAUAAAGAAAGGCAAAGCAUCAUUGUACUCUAAACUAGUUAAAAUCUCAGAUUUAGAUCAUUAUUGUAAAGCAGUGUUUUCUUACGAAAGCUUAAAUAAGGUACAGUCAUUGGUAUAUCCUGUUGCAUAUAAAACAAAUGAAAAUAUGUUAAUUUGUGCACCAACUGGUGCAGGUAAAACUGAAAUAGCUUUGCUGACUAUUCUAAAUACUAUUAAACAACAUUCCGAGCUUAAUCAAGAAAAUGAGCUAGAUAUUCAAUACGAUGAUUUUAAAAUUAUUUAUGUUGCCCCACUAAAAGCUUUAGCAGCUGAAAUUGUCGAAAAGUUUAACAAUAAGCUAUCUAUCUUUGGUAUCCAAGUGAGAGAACUUACUGGUGAUAUGCAACUAACAAAGGCAGAAAUAUUAAACACACAGGUGAUUGUUACAACACCCGAAAAGUGGGAUGUUGUCACACGUAAAGCUAAUGGUGACAAUGAUUUAGUAUCAAAAGUUAAACUUCUGAUUAUUGAUGAAGUUCAUUUACUUCACGAAGAUAGGGGUUCUGUCAUUGAAACAUUAGUGGCCCGUACUUUGAGACAAGUAGAAAGUUCUCAAUCUAUGAUUCGUAUUGUCGGUUUGUCAGCGACGUUACCUAAUUUCAUGGACGUAGCUGAUUUCUUGGGGGUGAACCGACAAGUAGGUAUGUUUUAUUUUGACCAGUCUUUUCGUCCAAAACCGUUAGAACAACAAGUUCUAGGUUGUAGAGGAAAAGCGGGCAGUAAACAAGCUAGAGAGAAUAUAGAUAAAGUUUCUUAUGAAAAGUUAGCAGAUAUGAUUCAAAGAGGAUAUCAAGUUAUGGUUUUCGUUCAUGCCAGAAAAGAGACAGUAAACAGUGCCAGAACGUAUAUUAAAAUGGCCCAACAAUUUAAUGAAUCUGAUUUGUUUGCACCUGAUAGUUUAUUUACAGAGAAAUACUCUAGGGAAUUGGGUAAAAAUAGAGAUAAAGAUAUGAAAGAGAUAUUUCAGUUUGGUUUUGGUGUUCAUCAUGCAGGCAUGGCACGUACUGACCGUAAUUUGACGGAGCGUAUGUUUAAAGAUGGUGCAAUUAAGGUAUUAUGUUGUACAGCUACUUUAGCUUGGGGUGUUAAUUUACCUGCAGAUUGUGUAAUAAUUAAAGGUACUCAGGUUUAUGACUCAAAAAAAGGUGGUUUUGCUGAUUUAGGUAUUUCAGAUGUGAUACAAAUUUUUGGUCGUGCAGGUAGACCUGGUUUUGGAUCAGCACAUGGUACUGGUAUAUUAUGUACAUCUGCUGAUAAACUGGAUUCAUACUUAUCUCUUUUAACUGAGCAACAUCCAAUUGAAUCUAAGUUAGGAUCGAAGAUGGUUGACAAUUUGAAUGCAGAGAUAUCGCUUGGUACAGUCACAAAUGUAGAAGAGGGUAUUCAAUGGUUAGGUUAUACUUAUAUGUACGUAAGAAUGCGAAAGAACCCAUUCACAUACGCGAUUGAUUGGGAAGAGCUUGCUAAUGACCCUCAAUUAUAUGAUAGAAGGAGAAAAAUGAUAAUAACAGCUGCAAGACGUUUACACUCCUUACAAAUGAUAGUAUUCGAUGAGGUUUCAAUGCAUUUUAUCCCUAAGGACUUAGGAAGAAUUUCAUCUGAUUUUUAUUUACUUAAUGAAUCCGUCGAGAUAUUUAAUCAAAUGUGUAACCCAAAUGCUACCGAAGCAGAUGUCCUCUCUAUGAUUAGUAUGAGUAGUGAAUUUGAUAGUAUAAAAUUUCGGGAAGAUGAAUCUGCUGAAUUAACCAGGUUGAUGGAAAGUUCUGUGGAGUGUCAGGUUGGAGGUAGUUUGGAUACCGCCUCCGGUAAAACUAAUGUUUUGCUUCAAGCUUAUAUUUCUCAAAGCAGAAUUUUUGAUUCUGCUUUAUCGUCAGAUUCAAAUUACAUUGCUCAAAAUGCUACUAGAAUAUGUAGGGCGUUAUUUUUAAUAGGUAUCAAUCGUAGAUGGGGUAAUUUCUCGAAAGUUAUGUUAGAUAUAUGUAAGUCUAUUGAGAAACGAGUAUGGGCGUUUGAUCAUCCGUUAAGUCAAUUUGAACUACCAAUUCCGAUUAUUAAACAAAUAAGAGAGAAAAGUCCCACAAUGAAUUAUUUACGAGACUUAGAGCCCCAAGAAAUUGGUGAAUUAAUUCACAAUAGAGGCAUGGGAGGUAAACUUUAUAGAUUGGUUGAGAUAUUCCCUAAAAUUUCAAUCUCUGCUGAAAUAUUCCCUAUCACUUCAAAUGUUAUGAGAAUCAAAACCAAUUUAGAACCAGAUUUUAAAUGGGAUUACAAAUUCCAUGGUGAUAUACAAUUUUUUUGGGUUAUGAUAGAAGAAUCAAAUAAAUCACAGGUGUUACAUUUUGAAAAGUACAUUUUAAGAAAAUCCCAAAUGGGUUCUGUACACGAAAUGGAUUUCAUGAUCCCACUAUCAGAUCCAUUACCUCCACAAGUUGUAGUUAAAGUGGUCUCUGAUACUUGGAUUGGAUGUGUUUCAACAUAUCCAAUAUCAUUCCAACAUUUAAUAAGACCAUACAAUGAAACGAUUCAGACCAAAUUACAAAGGCUGAAACCAUUACCGGUAAAGGCUUUGGAUAACCAUUUGGUUGAAUCAAUCUAUCCCUUCAAAUAUUUCAAUCCAAUGCAAACAAUGACUUUUCACACCUUAUACCACUCAAAUGAAAAUGUUUUCGUAGGAUCACCAACUGGUUCUGGUAAAACUAUUGUUGCAGAAUUGGCUAUUUGGCAUGCAUUCAAACAGUUUCCUGGAAAGAAAAUUGUUUAUAUUGCACCUAUGAAAGCAUUAGUUCGUGAAAGAGUUGAUGACUGGAAGAAAAAAAUUACGCCUGUUACUGGUGACAAAGUCGUUGAAUUGACUGGUGAUUCUAUUCCGGAUCCCCGUGAUAUUCGAGAUUCUACAAUUGUUAUCACAACUCCAGAAAAAUUUGAUGGUAUAUCUCGUAAUUGGCAGACACGUAAAUUUGUUCAAAAUAUUUCUUUGGUUAUUAUGGAUGAAAUUCAUUUACUAGCCAGUGAUCGUGGUCCAAUUUUAGAAAUGAUUGUGAGUCGUAUGAAUUAUAUUGCUUCACAAACUAAAAAUCCAAUCCGUCUAUUAGGUAUGUCUACUGCUGUAUCAAACGCACAUGAUAUGGCAGGUUGGUUAGGCGUCAAAGAAAAUGGUUUGUUUAACUUCCCAUCUAGUAUUAGACCAGUACCGCUAAAUAUGUAUAUCGAUGGUUUUCAAGAUAAUUUAGCAUAUUGUCCAUUGAUGAAAACCAUGAAUAAACCAGCAUUUAUGGCAAUUAAACAACAUUCACCCGAUAAACCAGCCUUGAUUUUUGUUUCUUCACGUAGACAAACUAGAUUAACAGCUUUAGAUCUAAUCCAUCUUUGUGGUAUGGAAGACAAUCCAAGAAGAUUUUUGAAUAUUGAAGAUGAUGCUGAAUUGCAAUAUUAUAUUUCUAAAGUUACUGAUGAUACUCUUAAAUUAUCUCUUCAAUUUGGUAUUGGGUUACAUCAUGCUGGUUUGGUUGAGGAAGAUCGUGAUUUAUCACAUCACUUGUUUCAACAAAAUAAAAUACAAAUUUUGGUUGCGACCUCUACAUUAGCAUGGGGUGUUAAUUUACCAGCACAUCUUGUUGUCAUUAAAGGCACUCAAUAUUUUGAUAAAAAAGUUCAAGGUUACGUUGAUAUGGAUUUGACAGAUAUUCUUCAAAUGAUGGGUAGAGCAGGUAGACCAGCUUAUGAUACCACGGGUACAGCGAUUGUAUAUACUCGUGAAAAUAAGAAAUUAUUUUACAAGCAUUUUCUAAAUGUUGGUUUCCCAGUGGAAUCUUCUUUACACAAAGUACUAGAAGAUCAUUUAGGUGCUGAAAUUAAUUCUGGAACUGUUGCUAAUAAACAGCAAGCGAUUGAGUUCUUGAAAUAUACCUUUUUCUUUCGUAGAGCUUAUCAUAAUCCAACUUAUUACGGAAUUUUAGAAGAUACUUCUGCAGCAGGUAUCCACAAAUUCAUGAGUAAUCUAAUUGACAGGAGUCUUGAACAGUUAGAACUUUCUGAUUGUGUCAAUAUUUACAAUAAUGAUAUAGAGCCGACACCAUUUUUAAGUGUUGCUUCAUAUUAUUAUAUAUCUCAUAAGACAGUUCGUACAUUAUUGGUUGAGGUUGAUAACAAUGCUAAGUUUGUAGAUGUGUUGAAGUGGUUAUCUUUAGCAGAAGAAUAUAAUGAAUUACCUGUUAGAGGUGGUGAAACAAUCAUGAAUGAGGAAAUGUCAGCACAAUUAAGAUAUCCAGCUGAGACUAUCUUUACUGGUGUUUUUGCAAAGCCUAUACAUGACACACAUGUUAAAGCCUUUUUAUUACUACAAGCUCAUUUAAGCAGAGUAGAUCUCCCAAUUGCGGAUUAUAUCCAAGACACGGUCUCUAUCUUAGAUCAAUCUUUAAGAAUCUUACAAGCCUUUGUUGAUAUUGCCAGUGAGUUAGGCUAUUUUAACACCGUCAGAACGAUAAUUAAAGUUAUUCAAUGCAUAAAACAAGGAUAUUGGUUUGAAGAUGAUUCUUCUACAGCUCUUCCAGGUUGUAUAUUGAAGAGAUUAGAUAAUAUCCAAUUCAAUGAACAAGGUUUCAGAAUCGAUACUAAUGAUAACCCUAGAAAUAAUGGCUUAAACUUAGAAAAGAUCGGAAAAAUGGGGUAUGGUAAGUUAAAAGGCCUUGCUGCUAAAAUGGAUGUGAAAUGUUUAGAAUUACCAGAAAAUUCAAGAAAACAUGCUAAUAAGGCGCUAGACAUUGAUGAGUUAAACGAGAGAACUGUGAAAAAAUUUAUAGAUGUCUGUACUAAACUCCCAGUGUUAACGGAUAUUAAGUUUACAGAUCAAACUGACGCUUCAAAAUUGGUCUUAACAGCCAAGCAUUAUUCUAAUAGAUCAAAUAGAGAAUUUCAAGUUUAUUGUGACAAAUUUCCUAAGAUGCAAAAAGAAUCAUGGUUUUGUAUUGGUUAUAAAGGUAAUGAAUUGCAUAUGAUCAAAAGAUGUCAUCCACAAGAGAGUCGCGCUGAUAAGAAUAACAAAGUUGUUGAAAUAGUAUGCGACUUCAUAGUUCCAGAAGAACUGCAAGGACAAACUCUUUAUUUUGUGUUGAUUAACGAUGCCUUGGAUAUUGAAUACAAACUUCAACACACUUUGAAGUAA
Molecule: messenger RNA, 5961 nt
Organism: Tetrapisispora phaffii CBS 4417
Lineage: Eukaryota; Fungi; Ascomycota; Saccharomycetes; Saccharomycetales; Saccharomycetaceae
Gene: SLH1
Product: RNA helicase
Exons: 1
Coding region: 1-5961 (1986 amino acids)
Molecular function (GO): nucleic acid binding; ATP hydrolysis activity; ATP binding
Source: RefSeq, a predicted model, not a curated record